Messenger RNA from Lytechinus pictus (painted urchin), 4345 nucleotides. RefSeq names its product allene oxide synthase-lipoxygenase protein-like. Lineage: Eukaryota; Metazoa; Echinodermata; Echinoidea; Temnopleuroida; Toxopneustidae. The record is from RefSeq and is a predicted model, not a curated record. Gene Ontology annotation, biological process: lipid oxidation. Gene Ontology annotation, molecular function: oxidoreductase activity, acting on single donors with incorporation of molecular oxygen, incorporation of two atoms of oxygen; metal ion binding; protein binding. The transcript has 13 exons. Bases 241 to 2256 code for a protein of 671 amino acids.
GAAGCAUCUUCAAUCCUCUAUCUCUGCAGCGUCAAGGUAUUUUCAGCAAAGGGAAUUAAAUUAAUAGCUGAUUGUUGUGAGUACUAUUGCUUUACGAAAAUCGAAAGUAUAAUCUGUAGCCAGUAACUUCAGUCAUGCAACUGCUUUUUGGGGUCUAGAACUCAUUUUCAUAUUACAAACGAGAUCUUCACUGAUUACCCAUACUAUCUUGGAACAAUACCGUCAUCACUGAUCAUCAGCAUGGGCACCGGAAUUUCCAAGGCGACCACCAAACACACCUUGUACGUCAAAACGGGUGACCGAUUUGGUAUGGGAACAGACGCCACUGUCUCUGUUGCGUUUUACAACGACAAGGGACAUUGUUCUCGUCAAUUCAAGCUCAAUAGAAUCUUUCAUGAUGACUUGCGGACCGGUCACAUGGACAAGAUACAGGUUGGUCUGGAGAAUAGCUUUGGAUAUCCCGUCUGCAUAGAGCUGACUCGGAACAAUGUAGGGGUAGGGUCAGCCUGGUUCUGUGAAUUUAUUCAAAUUGUGAACACCAAGACCAAGAAGGAACACACGUUUCCAGUUGAUCGCUGGGUGAAUCCAAACCCUCCUAUCAAAUUGAAGGAAUACGAUACUGUUCUCCCACAGGAUGAUGAGAACAAAGUUCAGAGACAGAACGAACUACAGAGAAAGAAGGAUCUCUAUGUCCCGAUCAUCAAUCAAAUGACUGGCACGCUUACCUACAAGGACCUUCCUCCUGACGAAAACUUCACCAUCAGAUCAACAUUUCACCUUCUUGCAAAUGGAGUGAAGCUCCUUGGAGAAGCGGCGCUGAUGAAUGUCACCUUAGAUAACUGGACAUCGUUGAAAGAGAUUGAGGACAUUUAUCGAGAACCACACUUCCCAAUACCGAUGGGAGUGCAGUGUUGGAGGUCAGACAAAGAAUUUGGCAACCAGAGACUGGCGGGGUGCAACCCAGCGAUGAUUCGACGGUGUACUUCAAUACCAGUGAAUUUUGCUGUGGAUGAGAAGGAGCUCGAACCCCUGAUCGCAGGACUUACAAUCCAAGAAGCUAUCGAUCAAAAACGUCUCUUCAUAAUAGACUAUAAGUUUCUCCAAGGUUUACCUUGUACGGAAAACAGAGAGAUAUGUGCUCCUCUAGCCCUUUUCUUCGUCAACAAGGAGAAAUAUUUGAUGCCAAUUGCAAUUCAGAUCAAUCAAGAUCCAGCACCAGAUAAUCCGGUGUUUUAUCCGACGGAUUCCGAAUAUACUUGGCUAAUGGCAAAAUGUUACUUCAACUUGGCCGAUUCAUCGGUUCAUGAGUCAGCAAGUCAUCUUGGAUUCACACAUCUCUUCGGUGAAACAGUUGUCAUAGCAACCCAUCGUUACCUAUCUCAAUCUCAUCCUCUAUUUCGUCUUCUUGCUCCUCACUUCUUGUAUCUACUAGCCAUCAAUAGUAAGGCCAUGUCUGAUUUGAUUGGAGAGGGCGGCUUUGCUGAUGAAAAUAUGAACAUAGGAAGAAUUGGCAUGGCGGAAAUCGUCAAACGUGCUUCUGCAACUUGGCGGUUGAACGUAGAGGGCUCUCUCCACGCUGACCUUGAAGAGAGAGGAGUCUCUGAUCCUGAGAUUUUACCCAACUACCACUACCGUGAUGACGCCAUACUCCUACACAGAGCAAUGCACAGCUAUGUGGAAGAGGUCGUGGAACAUCAUUAUGAUACCCCUGAGAAGAUUGCUAAUGAUUAUGAACUUCAAGAAUGGGCGUGGUUCUUGGGCGGUCAACCAAAGUGUGACGGGGAAAUCACAGCUGGAUUAAAGGGAUUUCCAAACGGAGGACAAUUAAAGACGUCAAAAGAGAUCACUAUGGUUGUCACUGACUUGAUAUUUUUGCUCAGCGCUGGUCAUGCCGCUGUGAAUUUUGGUCAGUACGAUAAUUUCGGAUUCCCUCCAGCCUACCCAGCUUGGUUAAAUGGCAAACCACCACAGGACAAGACUGCAUUGUGUGAAAAGGAUAUCAUCGACAAGUUAGCCAGCAAGAAACAAACUUUACAGACCAUGGCUAUCACCAAACUGCUUAGCACACGUGAUAACAAUCCAAUAGGAGACUUCGAGCUUCAGUACUUGUAUCAUCCCGCAGACCUCGAAGCAUUGGAUAGAUUCCGUGCUGAGCUGAAAAGAAUCGGUACCAUUAUUGACGAAAGGAACAAGACAAGAGAAGAGAAAUAUCUUUGGUUACAUCCAUCUGAAGUACCCAAUUCCAUAUCAAUCUAACAAGUUUCAACGUGAAGACAGCAUAAAAAACAAAAACUAGGUUCAUGACCAUGCACAGCGGGGACCAAGGGGCAGUUGCCCCCCAGAAAUUGUGAAAACUUACAUUUUCUCUGAAAAUCUCCACAAAAUUCAACAAAUGUUUGCAUGAAGUCCUUUAGUUUCACACUACAUGCUCUACAACAGCGCUUCUCAAACGAAAGUUAUACGUGCGCUAAUAUGAAUAAUCAUUGCGUAUCUUUGAGUCGAGACAAGUAGUCGUAUCGCUUUCUUAAAAUUUUGGUAGGUGGGCCUCGAAAAAAAAUUGAGAGUCAAAGUGGUCCUCGAGGAAAAAAAGGUUGAGAAGCGCUGCUCUACAAAAUGGAACGAGCGCCCCAACAUGUCCAAUGACAAGCUCGGCCGCUUCGCUCCCUCGCUUUUAAGUUUUUCGAAAAAGUUUACUCUGACUCGUCCUGCCCCCGAACAAAAUAUUUCUGCGUACGGUCAUGACUAUAGGUACAAAUUUUAUCAUGUUUAUUGGCAUACUGUGAAAAACGUAAAACUUAUAAACGAUUAAAAUGACAAAGAUUCACAAUUUAUAAAGUAUAAUACGAGGUAAGGUGUGGUUGUCCGUUACUUUGCCAAUGGUUAUACUGAACAAUGUUUAUACUGAACAAUGGUUUUACUGAACAAUGGUUUUACUGAACAGUAUUGGAUCUUGAAGGUUGUGACAAUCUCUUUAAUAGAGGUUUAUCUUUUGUAUGAUGUUAUAAAAUAUUUUUAUAUUCCUUUCACUUGUUUUGAAGUGUGACAAUUUACAUUUUAUUGUUAUUGUUGCUGUUGCUAUUUUGCACAUAUUCGGGUCUUUCAUGUAUAUAUAUUUGAUAAUUAAAAUGAUUAAUGUAUAUAAAUUGCUUAGAGUGGAGGAAGUAAAAUCUCAACCUAAUUUCAACAUAAGAUUUAAUGAUUAAAUACCCAUGUUCAAUUUGUAAUAAAUCUGUUAAAAUAAAUCAAAAGGCUUUGUUAUGCACUGUAUGUUCACAGUGGGUGCAUAUAGUUUGUGGCGGGGUCUCAAGAGAGACCUAUGAUUCAGAUGAACUGUUUGAAAAUUGGCAGUGCCCGAAAUGUAUUCUCCAAAGUGUAUUACCUUUUUGGAAUGAUCCUGAUCUAUCUACUGAAGUCGUGUAUAACUGUAAUAAUAUUUCUGUCGACGCACAUGAUGAUAGGUCAACCGAAACUAAUGAUUUUGCUCUAAAAGAUAUUAAAGGUAUAAAAUUAGCUCAUCUUAAUGUCAGAAGCAUUGUUAAUAAAGUUGCUGAUUUACAAUGUUGGCUGAAUAAUAACCCUUUUGAUCUACUAGGAGUGUCAGAAACAUGGUUAACAAAAGAACAUUCUGAUAGCUUGAUUUCUGUUAAAGGUUAUAAGUUUGAGAGGAAGGAUAGAUGUACUCAUGGAGGUGGAGUGGGAUGUUUUAUAUCAGAAAAUUUAUCGUAUAUAAGGAGAUUGGAUCUUGAAUCUGUUGCCUUAGAAAUAAUUUGGUUGGAGUUGCAACGUAGCAAUAGUAGCUCAUUAUUUAUUGGUAUAUUGUAUAGAAAACCGGAUAAUCAUUUAGAUUUUUUUGACAGUCUUGAAAGUAAUCUUGAGAAAUUGUAUACAGUUACAAAACAAAGAGGGGUACCUUGGAUAAAUGAUGAUUUUUGGUGUUAGCACGCGAAAGGGAUUAUUAUCGAAAGCAAUUUAGAAAAACAAGAUUAAUUUAUUGGUGGAAUAAAUUUCAGUUUUCCCGUAACAGAGUAAUAACUUGAUUAAAAAUUUGAAAAAGAAGUAUUAUCAGGACAAAUUUAAGGACUGCGAAAAUGACAUUAAAAAGAACUGGAACAUUUUAUCGAAGCUUAUACCUAAGAAAAAUAAAACCACGAGUCAUGAUGUUAAAUUAACAAUUGAUAAUGAUCAAAUACCUAACAAUGAAAUAGCUCACGUUCUAAACAAAGCCUUUAAUGAAGUCGGCUCAAGGUUGAAAGCCGCUUCGGCUAAUUUUUCGAAAGAUUUAUUAAACAAUUUACAAACUCUGUUUAUUCCAGAUUGUGAAUUUAAAUUCUAUGCAAUCAAAAAG